Fopius arisanus is the source of this 412-nucleotide messenger RNA. RefSeq lists its product as uncharacterized. The transcript is spliced from 3 exons. The annotation marks the transcript as partial. Lineage: Eukaryota; Metazoa; Arthropoda; Insecta; Hymenoptera; Braconidae. The record is from RefSeq and is a predicted model, not a curated record.
AAUUGAUAUAAAUAAAAAUAAUAAAUGCAGGCGGAAACUAAUAAUGGAUACUUGAGGACAAAUCCUAUACCUAACUCCAUACCCAAGAAUGCAGCCCUUUUGCCACCUGAUGAGCACGAAAUGCCGCACACCACGACUCUACAGGUGACUUGUACCCCAAGAGGUAACACCACGACGACGAUUGUUCUUCCUCAAGGAAAUUCCAGGAGAAUUCCAGGGAUCACCAGAGCUACAUCUGUCACAAGACCUCGUCGAGGUCCCACUAAUCGCCAACAACUUGUCGGAGUUCUCGCUGUAACACUCCUCGCAGCUAUUCUUUUAGCACUCUUGUUGCUGGCAUUAAACCGAGGGCGAGAAUGUAUGAAAGACACGAGACCAAAAAUUUGCCUGACUCAGGAAUGCAUCAAAACAG